Messenger RNA from Sphaeroforma arctica JP610, 2791 nucleotides. RefSeq lists its product as hypothetical. Bases 324 to 2699 code for a protein of 791 amino acids. NCBI's taxonomy places the organism in Eukaryota, Ichthyosporea, Ichthyophonida. Gene Ontology annotation, biological process: glucan catabolic process. The record is from RefSeq and is a predicted model, not a curated record. Gene Ontology annotation, molecular function: beta-glucosidase activity. The transcript has a single exon.
CAAAUUGGGUGAAAAAAAAAUGAAGUAAUUGUGUGGUCGAUGCGCGCACACGAACAUUUUUUUCCGAUUUUCUUGAAAACAAAUGUAUCGACACAGCAAAAUUUGUCGAGGAUAAUUCCACAAAGUAGAAUCGACCCACUAUCGAGAUCGAUUGUAAAGUUUGUUGCACGGGUGAGGCGUUCAUGGGUGAUAUGAACAAUUCGAACUCUGGUUGAUUUGAAUCCCGUGUGCCUUCAGCACUAAAUAGUAUAAAUUGCAGUGUUGUUAAGGCCAAAUAAUCAGUCUUGAAAAAGGUAUUCAAAUCAAAAGAUCAAGCUUUCAAUAUGCUUAAAGCUUUGGAAAUAGUUCUCAUCGCCAUGGCCUCGGUCACAUUGGCCCAGCCUACCACUACCGAUGCCCCAUCGAAGGCAUCGGAGAUGCUCACUAAUAUGACACUUGAGGAGAAGAUAGGACAGAUGACACAAAUCAACCUCGAAUUGUUUUACGAUCGCGAGACUUUGGCUCUCGAUGAGGAGAAGCUGGCAUACUACGCGGGUAGAGGUGUUGGUUCGUAUCUACAAUCCCCGUACGCAGGUGGACAGUCACCAGUGGACAAUUCCACGGGUUGGAACGCAACACAGUGGCGUGGAGUGAUGAAUCAGAUUCAAACAGCCACUCUCAAUGCGUCUCGACUGGAUAUUCCAAUGAUCUUUGGAAUUGACAACGUACACGGCGGAACCUACGUGCAAGGCUCUACACUCUUUGGCCAGCAGAUAUGUGCAUCUGCUACGUUCAAUCUCGACUUGGUGGAGAAGAUGGGUGAGGUCACUGGUAAAGACACUGCUGGCGCUGGGAUGCCAUGGACUUUCGGACCUAUCAGUGAUAUUGCCACAGACCCCCGAUGGCCUCGGUUCUAUGAGACUUUCGGUGAGGAUCCCUUCCUGAACAAGCAGAUGGCUGUGGCAAUCACUAAGGGUAUCCAGGCAAAUGGUGACGUCGCAGCUUGCCUAAAGCACUUCUUAGGUUAUGGUGCUGCCGAUAACGGCAAGGAUUAUGCCAAUGCUAAUAUCAACGAUUACGAACUCCUCAACUAUCACGCCGAACCUUUCCGUGCUGCAGUGAGAGAUGCUCAGGCUAAAUCGGCCAUGAUUGGCUUCAACUCUAUCAACGGAGUGCCUGUAACUGCCUCUCAUAAGAUGACGGUCGAUCUUCUCCGAGGUGACAUGGGAUUUGAUGGUAUGCUUGUUACUGAUUACAAUGAGGUUUACAAUCUCAAGGAUCGUCACAGAAUAUCGAGCAGCAACGAGCAAUCUGUAGAGAUUGCCACAAACCAGACUUCCAUGGAUUUGAACAUGGUGCCCAACUCGGAUGACUUCAUUGAUAUACUCAUUCAGUUGGUUAACGAUGGAAAGAUCAGCCAAGAGCGUAUUGACGAGUCCGUUGAGCGUAUACUAGAGCUGAAAUUUGACCUCGGGUUGUUUGAUACGCCUGUACCAGGCGAAGAUCUCGUAGACACAGUCGGCCAACAAGCAGAUCAAGAUCUAGCACUAGAGCUAGCGCGCGAGUCUAUUGUAUUGGUGAAGAACAACAAUUCCAUGCUGCCCAUUCCCAAGGAGGCCACUGUGCUGGUCACUGGACCCUCAGCCGAUAACAUGGGCUACAUGUGUGGUGGGUGGACUACGUCAUGGCAAGGCUACCAGAACAACAUUCCUUACGCUGGCUUUGACACUAUCCUAAGUGCCAUGCAAGGUGGUAACGGGACAGUUGUGCAAGGCCACACGGGUGUUAAUAUCGAUGGCUCCAAGGCUGAUGACUACGAUGCAUCAAUUGAAGCUGCGAAGUCUUCUGACUACACUGUUGUGGUAGCAGGCGAGCAUUCGUACACGGAAAAGCCCGGAGACAUCAAUGAUCUCUCACUAGCUGCCGGACAGCAAGAAUACAUCAAGGCACUUGCUGCGACAGGCACAAAGGUUAUCCUAGUGCUAGUUGAGGGUCGCCCCCGAUUGUUGGAUGGUGCCGCAGAUAACGUAGAUGCCGUGCUGGUUGCUAUGCUGCCAUGUACAUCUGGUGGCGUUGCUAUCUCAGAAAUCAUAUACGGAGACGUCAACCCAAGCGGAAAGCUGCCGUUCAGUUACCCGAAAUAUUCCGGCAAUGUCCCACUCGUGUACUACCAUCUACCCUCAGAGAUCUGCACCUCCGAGACUAACAUCUACGAAAUUGUCGAGUGUGAGAUGGAGUGGAAGUUUGGCCAUGGUAUGGGCUAUUCCACCUUCGAGUACAGUGAUCUGGUGGUGGGUGAUGUAGAGGAUGGAGGCAAUGUCAGCGUCUCCGUCACUGUAACAAACACAGGUGAUCGUGCCGGUAAGGAGACUGUGCUGCUGUUCCUGAGUCAGGAGUAUCGCCAAUACGCUGAGCCCGAGGUCAAGAUGCUCAAGGCCUUCGAGAAGAUUGACCUCGAUGCUGGUGCCAACCAGACGGUAGAGUUUGUGCUUGAUUCGAGCGCGUACUCGUACUAUGUGCCUCAGAUUGGUGAGGGUUAUAACUCUGUAUCCGACGCUGGUGCCACUAUGAAGGUGCUCAUUGGAGCCGACACGGAAUGUGACAACGACUCCGUCAACCCUAACCAAACCAACGAUUCGGCAUUCCAGGAACGUCGUCGCCGCCGUCGCCAGGAGGACGAACCCGAGGUCAACCCAAUGUGCGGGGCUUUCGAGAUUUAAAUAGUAUCAAAGCUUCGAAUGGUUGUUCACUUGUCAUUUUGUAGUAUGUAUAUAAACACCACCAAUAUAAUAAAAUACACGUAUGUAUACUC